Salvia miltiorrhiza (redroot sage) is the source of this 5958-nucleotide messenger RNA. RefSeq names its product protein TIME FOR COFFEE. Lineage: Eukaryota; Viridiplantae; Streptophyta; Magnoliopsida; Lamiales; Lamiaceae. Bases 323 to 5401 code for a protein of 1692 amino acids. Gene Ontology annotation, biological process: regulation of circadian rhythm. The transcript has 13 exons. Gene Ontology annotation, cellular component: nucleus. The record is from RefSeq and is a predicted model, not a curated record.
GAUGAUGAGAUUGAGACAGCAGGAUAAAAAAAAGCUUCAUUUAUAGGGGUAGAGAGAGAGAGAGAAGUAGAGAAAGAGAGAGAGAGAGAGCUGAAUUAGGGGAUUUGUGGAAGAGGAGGAGCCCAUUUGGAGAGAAAAAGAUAUUAGGAGAAAAAAGAUUGUUGUUUUAUCCGCCGAAUUCAUUCUGAAUCUUGAUUUUCCGGCGAGACUCAUCUCCUUCUCCGGCGAAUUAUGCUAUAGCGACCUCUGAUGAGAUAUCUGAUUGGAUUUCUUCAUCUGGGUCAAGCUGAAAUUCUGAUUCAAGAGGGGGGAGAUUUCAGUGAUGGACAGAAACAGAGAAGCCAGAAGAGCUAGUAUCGUCGGCUCUAAUGGCUUCAACCGCCGCCGCCACCGAACCAACAGUCUCAGAGACUCUCCAGAUGAAGAUGGGGGGCCGGAGUUGCAGGAAUCCGUGAGGUUAAGAGAUAGAGUGAAGAAAGAUCGGGAUCGAGAAAGGGAGAGGGAUAGAGAGAGGGAGCGGGAGAGAGAGAGGGAAAGGGAGAGGGAGAGAGAAAGAGAUUUGAGAGAAAGGUCUAGCCGGAGUAAGAGGAGAAGAGGCGGAGACGAAACUUCAGAAGAGAGCGUCAAUGAUGAAGAAGACGAAGAAGAUGAAGAAAACGCCGCCGCCGCCGCCGCCGCCGCAGCCGGAGGCGUGAGGUUGUUGACGCAGGCGGUGGGUUCCGUCCCCAACCACCACCACGGCCACCUCAGCAGCCACCACCACGGCGGCCAUAGCAGUAGUUUUAGUCAACCGCAACACAACAGCAAUAUUAAUACUAGUAAUACUGUAAGUAGCAAUCACCAUCUCCAACACAGAAAAAGCUUCCCUCCGACUUCUUCAACGGCGGCGAAGAUUUCACGAGCGCCGCCGGUUUGGAAAUCCGGCGACGAAAUGAUCAGCGCCCCCGUUCCCAGAAAGGCUCGUUCCGCAUCCACGAAGAGGUCUCACGAUUGGAUUUCAAUCAGCAGCAACAACAACAGCGGCGGAGUCUCCGGUGGAGAGCCGAAUCUUGGGAGCUCUCCGGCGAGACAAGUCGUCGGCGUCGGGGCGGGAGCGACGCCUAUGCCGCCGGCGGCUCCGAUGUCUCCGUCUUCUUCCAACGUUUCCGUGAGGAAGAAGCUUAAGCAGACUGUGAACAACUCCGGGCUAAAGCUGAAGCCGCCGAAAGUCGCGGCGGCGGCUGCGUCGAAGCCGAGCUCAUCGAAUCCGGAGGAGUUGGAGAUUGAAAUCGCGGAGGUGUUGUACGGCUUGAUGACUCAGUCGCAAGCCCCUUCAUCGAAGAAGGAGGAGUCGAGAGAAAUCAACAGAUUGGGCAGCGAUGCGAAAUCGCAUAAUUCGUCGCCGAUUUCGAAUUCUCCUUCGGCCAAUAAUCCCAAUUUGGGAUCCAAUUCUGGGCCCCUUUCAGCUGUCGCUCCGAAGAGGAAGAGGCCGCGGCAGAUACCGGAAAACUCGAGCUACGGCGCUCGGAGCAGCCCCGUUCCGGCGAAGCUUGACGCGGAUCAGACGCCGAAGAGCGAGAUUCCAUCUCCUACAACUGAGAAAAUCUCAGGAUCCGCAGCUGAAAAUGUGUACGAGUUGGCUGCCAAUUCGGUCGAUCCACAGAGACAAGCGGCGGCGGAGACGCCUGUGCCGACGGCAGCUGGAUCAGCGUCGGAGAUGAAGCCUGUGGCUGAAGAAUUAAGGGAGAGCAGAGAUUCGGUCGCGAAGGAAGAGAUGAACUCGCCGAAGGAGAAAGAAUCUCCGGUGAUGAGAGCGGAGGUUAGCCACAACGGAGAUUCGCCGGCAGUGGCACCAGCAGCGGCGGCGGCAGCUUCUUUAUCGGCUGCGGCGGCUACUAAAAGCAACUCUACGGCAACAGAGAUGGAGAAUCGGAAGGAAGAGAAAUUGGAAAUAGAUCUGAUGGCGCCGCCGCCUCAAGCAAAAUCUUCGCCGGAAAAAGAAGCAAAGAUCGAUUUGAGGGAUUCGCCGGUGGAUCAAAAGCCGGUUGUUCCGGUCUCUGAUUCAAAUUCGAAGGCGUCGAGAGAUCAAGCCUACGAAAAUGGCAAAAGUGGAAAUGGGAGAGAUCAAGAAAGGAAGGUUCUAGAAGAAGCUGAAUCAAAGAAGGAGAGGAAUGUGGAUUUGCAUCUUGAUUUGGAGAAGUCGGAAAGAGAUGGCGGCGAUGGAGUUACUGCAGCAAGCAAAUCGCAGUCGUUGACUCCGAAGCAGCAGCAGCAGCAGCAGCAGCUCACUGAGAAAUCGGGUCAUUCAACGAGCUCGUUGCCUUUGCCAAUGUCGAUGGGAAAUUGGCCCGGCGGGCUUCCUCCGAUGGGCAGAUAUAUGGCUCCGUUGCAAGGAGUUGUGUCGAUGGAGGGAGGCACAGUUGCACCUGGACAUAUUCAGCCGUUGUUCUCUCAGCCCCGACCAAAACGCUGUGCCACACAUUGCCACAUUGCUAGGAAUAUACAUUACCUGCAGCAGUUCAUAAAGAUGAACCCGUUCUGGCCUGGACCGGCUGGCUCGGCUUCUUUGUUUGGGUCGAAGCCUUGCAACCUAAAUGUCAUACCCGGGCUGGAGUUGCACGGGAAUGUUGCUGUUAGGGGCGCUCAGGAUAAGGGCCAGAGCGUUGCUAGCGUCCCCAAUCAUGUCGGGAAGGAGAAGGGUUCUCAACCGGCCAGCACGUCUGAUUCUGCUCAGAGAAAGCAACAGAUUCUAAUCCAGCAAGCGUUGCCACCCGUUGCUCCUAGUAAUUUGCUGGGGCCUACUUUCAUCUUCCCCUUGAACCAGCAGCAAUCGGCUGCCCCACGGCCUAGUGGUGCGAAAUCUCCGGCUGCUGGGGUUUCGUCCAACACUUCUGGCUCUGUUGUUACGAAUUCCUCUUCAGCAGCUGCAGUGAGCUUCAACUAUCCGAAUAUGCCUUCUAACGAGACAUAUUUGGCGAUCCUACAGAACAACGCGUACCCGUUUCCCAUACCGGCUGCUGCUGUAGGGGGACCCCCGAAUUACAGGGGUACCCCGGCCCAGGCGCUGCCUUUGUUCAACGGUUCAUUCUACUCGUCUCAGAUGAUUCAUCCUUCGCAGCUUCAGCAUGCGCAGCCGCCAUCUAUCCAGUCGCAGUUGCUGCAAGCUCACCAAAACGCAAGCCCGUCUAGCGGUGGUUCCUCGACUUCACAAAAGCAUUUGCAGGCCCAGCACCCGAGAAUGCAAAGUGGUGGCGGCGUCUCUAGCGGUUCUGGAACUGCUAGCUUGCAAAACAUGCCGUCCCAGAAAUCGCAGCCUUCCCAGCAGCAGCAGUUGCAAUCGAGUCACAGUCAGUACGUGCACCAAUCACGGUCAAGACACCUUGAGGGCGAACCGAGCAGGGAAGACAGCCCAUCAACGACUGAUAGCAGGGGGUCUCGAGCCUCUAUGAAUAUCUAUGGCCAGAAUUUCACAAUGCCGAUGCACCCGCAGAAUUUCGGGCUGAUGACUCAUCCAGCCACUUUGGCUGCUGCUGGCGGCGGUGGUGGUGGUGCUGCUGCUAGUGCUACGAGUGCGAGUAGUAAUCAUGCUGACAAGAAGGGGCAGCAGCAGCAGCAGGGAUCGAAGACGGGGCCGGAGUCCUUGCCUGCACAUGGCUUCGCGAUGAGUUUUGGUACUAUCAAUGGAACUAGUGGUGGCCCAGGUAUUGAUAUAGCAUCCAUGGCUCAGAAUCAUGCUCUGUUUCAGAGCUCCUCGGAAGCUACGCGACAGAAUAUCCAGAUGAUGGCUGCUGCUCAGGCUGCACAGAAGAAGAACUUCCGAGUCUCUGAUGAUGGUAAAUCGGGGGAUGUCGACUCCUCUGCCACAGAAGACGAGCGCAAGAUCUUGACCGGAAAGGCUAUGGGUGUUGGUGGUGGGCAGCAAUCCAUUGCUUUCACAAGGCCGGACUUGGGUGAUGGGCAUGUUUCGUCCAUUCAGGCGAACAACGUGAUUGAGAGCUCGACACGGUCUCUAAAUGCUGCAGCUGCCUCUGGUGCACCUCGCAGCUCCCGUUCCAACGCUGCGGGGGCUAUGAAUGUUCAGAGCAUUCAAGCUCAAUUUCAGCAACAGCAAAUGAUGCAGAUUAAGCAGCAACAACAGCAACAGCAGCAACAACAACAACAGCAGCAGCAGCAACAGCAACAACAGCAGCAGCAAGCACAGCAGCAACAACAGCAGCAGCAACUACAGCAGCAAAUACAUCAACACAUGGCAGGAAAUUCGCCUAGUCUGCAGCAGCAGCAGCAACUGCAUCAACACAUGGCAGGAAAUUCAGUUAGUCUGCAGCAGCAGCAGCAGCAACUGCAUCAACAUAUGGCAGGAAAUUCAGGUAGUCUGCAGCAGCACAUGACAGCGAACGCAGUUAGUCGACAGCAGCAUUUCAAUACAUCUUCAGCUAUGGGGGGUUUGAAGUUUCCAAGUGGACUCUCUGGCUUCCCAACAAAUCUUGUCAAGAGCAACAGCAGCAGCCCGUCUCAGUCCCCGCAAUGGAAAGGCUCUGGUAGAACUCCGACUCCCCAAACCUCUUCUGCAACCACGACGGCGCUAAAAAACCUUCCCCAGCAGCAUUCUCGGACUCAAGCCCCGAUGCACGCUCAAAUAUCCUUUGGAGGGAAUCAGAAGCCGUCAACAGCAUCACAAGGGCAAGCACAUCCCAGCAACAACCAGACUUCAUCUUCCCCUAUGAUGGUGGGCUCUCCCACGACCUCUUCCGUCUCCAAAGGAGCCAGUGGAAGCCCGAGAACAACUUCAUCUGCUUCUACAAACAACAAAGCGGGCCAAGCUUCGUCCUUGUCGGCACAGCCAGCCAAGAACCCGCCAUCCGUUUCUAACCAGAAGUCUCCAUCAAUUCUCGGAAACCUUCAUGUUGCUUCUGCCUCGUCUGGCAGCGUACAGAAAACUCAAAUGCAACAGCAGUCUCAGCAACAGAUGCCUAAAACAAUGCAGCAACAACUGUUCUUCUCAAAUCCGUAUGCCCAAUCCCAGUCUCCGCACUCAGCCAGCAAAAACUCGUCCACACCCGGGGCCAGCGGAUAUUAUAUGCAGCGAAGACAGGCAGACCAACACCAGCAGUCACCGGGUGCACCGGUGACAUCAGCUGGGGGUUUAUCUUUAUGCCCCCCUCCUGUCACAUCGGGCGGUGCAAACACGAACGAUCCAGCUACAGCAAUUGCAGCAGCCACUGCUAACGCAAAGGGCGGUGGAUUGCCUUCACAGAGUAUAAUCCAUGGACCACCUUUCGCUGCGCAGGCUGCCGGAACCCUGCUGCCAGCUGGUUUUCCUUAUGCACAUCCCGUUCCAGCUGCUGUUCAGGUGAAGCCUACAGAGCAGAAACAACCUGCUGGAAAUGACAAUUUGAAUCCAUGGCAGCCUGAGAAAAAAUGAAAGAUGAUGGUGAUGCUGUGGGUCUCAGGAGAGAGGGAAAGUUGGGACAAGGCACAUGUUGGAAGAAUGAGGAGGAGGUGUGAAGAAUGAAGAGGAUGGAUGGAGCUCCUACUGCGUGCGCACGCCUAUCAUUCGACAGGUAAACAUGCUAAUGAAACCGCGAAGUGUUUUCAUGCUUUGGAACGUCAUCGGUGGGGUUUGAAAAGGGGGAGAAUUGAUCAAUUUUUUGGUGAUGGACAAGAACAAAGUUUAGAUGUUAGAAGACUGAGGAGCUUCUUGUUUUUGGUUAGAAUAGUGGAGGUUCUUUGAUCAUAUUUGUAUCUUCCUCAACUCCUCUCCUGUUUGGAAAUAUAUUUUCCCAGAAAAUGGAAAGGAAAAAAACAAAAGAAAUAUUAUUCUGAAAACCAAAAAGCAAAAAAAGAAGAAGGAAAGAUUCGAGUUUUGGACAUAUAUGUAUGUAAUGGAGGGCUUGCAUAUGUAUAUGUGGUAGCUGUGUAAGAUUAGCCCCUCACUUCUUUUCUGUUCUUGAAUUAAAAUUUAUUAAUCUCUGUUCUACA